Molecule: messenger RNA, 8852 nt
Organism: Pundamilia nyererei
Lineage: Eukaryota; Metazoa; Chordata; Actinopteri; Cichliformes; Cichlidae
Gene: cacna1bb
Product: calcium channel, voltage-dependent, N type, alpha 1B subunit, b
Exons: 51
Coding region: 70-7320 (2416 amino acids)
Biological process (GO): calcium ion import across plasma membrane; chemical synaptic transmission
Cellular component (GO): voltage-gated calcium channel complex; neuronal cell body; membrane
Molecular function (GO): high voltage-gated calcium channel activity
Source: RefSeq, a predicted model, not a curated record
GAGUCCUCAUGGAUAUCCGCUGGCAAGGACCCAGAACAGAAGUACGAGACUGUUCUGCACCUGGACGGGAUGAGCAGACGAGAAAUGGGAGAUGGUGUCCGGGAGGCCAUAAAGAAGCAUGACAACCUGAAGAGCACCUCCACUAAUCAGAGAAUGGCUCGCUUCGCAGAAGAUCUACCCACCCGCUAUGGAGGAAGCGCAGGCGGCGGAGGGAGAGGUGGACCGGGCGCUGGGAGAGGAGGCGCCCGGGGUGGUGGCGCUCCGGGUGGGCAGAGGAUGUACAAGCAGUCGAUGGCCCAGAGAGCCCGGACGAUGGCCAUCUACAACCCGAACCCUGUCAAACAAAACUGCUUCACCGUCAACCGCUCCCUCUUCAUCUUCCGCGAGGACAACCUCAUCAGGAAGUAUGCAAAGCGAAUAACAGAGUGGCCUCCAUUUGAGUACAUGAUCCUGGCCACAAUUAUCGCCAACUGCAUCGUCUUGGCCCUGGAGCAGCAUCUACCUGCCGGUGACAAGACGCCCAUGUCAGAGCGCCUGGACGACACAGAGCCCUACUUUAUUGGAAUAUUCUGUUUUGAGGCCGCCAUUAAGAUCAUCGCCCUGGGCUUCGCAUUUCACAAAGGCUCCUACCUCCGCAAUGGCUGGAAUGUAAUGGACUUCGUGGUCGUCCUCACGGGAAUCUUGGCCACGGUGGGUUCAGACUUUGACCUGAGAACGCUACGAGCGGUGAGAGUGCUGAGACCCCUGAAGCUGGUGUCAGGAAUCCCCAGCCUCCAGGUGGUGUUGAAGUCUAUAAUGAAAGCCAUGGUUCCACUUCUUCAGAUUGGCUUGCUGCUGUUCUUCGCCAUUGUUAUGUUUGCCAUCAUUGGGGUGGAGUUUUACAUGGGCAAAUUCCACACCACCUGCUUCAAGAACGGCACUGAUGAGAGAACAGCUGACUGGCCUUGUGGUAAUGAGCCCCCAGCGAGGACCUGUCCCAGUGGGAGCGAGUGUAAAGUGUACUGGACCGGACCCAACUUUGGUAUUACCAACUUCGACAACAUCCUUUUCGCAGUGCUUACAGUCUUCCAGUGCAUUACCAUGGAGGGCUGGGUGGACAUCCUUUACAGCACCAAUGACGUCGCAGGAAACACUUGGAACUGGCUUUACUUCAUCCCUCUCAUAAUCAUCGGCUCCUUCUUCAUGCUUAACCUGGUGCUUGGUGUUCUUUCUGGAGAAUUUGCCAAAGAGCGAGAGCGUGUGGAGAAGAGACAGGAGUUUCUAAAGCUUCGCAGGCAACAGCAGAUUGAGAGAGAGCUCACCGGAUACUUGGAGUGGAUCUGCAAAGCAGAGGAGGUGUUGCUGGAGGAGGAGGAUGAGAUUGCAGAGGAGAAGUCCCCACUGGACGUCCUGAAGCGAGGCAAAGUGAAGAAGGGUAAAAACGACCUGAUCAGCGCUGAGGAGGGGGAGGAUCCUUUCGCAGACAUCUCCUCUGUUGCUCCUCCUGGCUCUCCGUUUGGUCGGGCCAGUGUGAAAAGCAGCGGUAAGAUGGACAGCUCAUCUUACUUCCGGCGCAAAGAGAAGAGGACCCGCUUCUUCAUCCGCCGCAUGGUGAAGGCUCAGAGUUUCUACUGGAUCGUCCUGUGUGUGGUUGGCCUCAACACACUCUGCGUGGCCAUAGUCCACUAUGACCAACCCGAGUGGCUUACAAGAGCCCUCUACACUGCAGAGUUUGUGUUUCUGGGUUUGUUUCUGACUGAGAUGACUUUGAAGAUGUACGGCCUCGGAGUAAGGAAUUAUUUCCACUCCUCCUUUAACUGCUUUGAUUUUGGGGUGAUUGUUGGCAGCAUUUUUGAGGUGAUCUGGGACAUGAUUAAACCAGGAGCAUCGUUUGGUAUCAGUGUGCUGAGAGCUCUGAGACUGCUUAGGAUUUUCAAAGUCACCAAAUACUGGAACUCUUUAAGGAACCUUGUUGUUUCCCUCCUGAACUCAAUGAAGUCCAUCAUCAGCUUGCUCUUCCUCCUGUUCCUCUUCAUUGUGGUCUUUGCCUUGCUGGGGAUGCAGCUCUUCGGAGGACAGUUUAACUUUGAAGAUGAAACUCCAACAACAAACUUUGAUACCUUCCCAGCAGCCAUCCUCACGGUGUUCCAGAUUCUGACUGGCGAAGACUGGAACGCAGUGAUGUACCACGGGAUCGAGUCUCAAGGAGGCGUUCGCGGCGGCAUGUUCUCCUCCAUCUACUUCAUCGUCCUCACACUCUUUGGAAACUACACCCUCCUGAAUGUCUUCUUGGCUAUUGCCGUCGAUAACCUUGCAAAUGCACAAGAGCUGACGAAGGAUGAAGAGGAGCAGGAGGAGGCAGCCAAUAAGAAGCUCGCUCUACAGAAAGCUUUGGAAGUGAAAGAAGUCAGCCCGAUGUCAGCAGCCAACAUUUCGAUCGCUGCUUUUGUAAAGCAAAAUCGAGAUGCACUCUCUCGCAGGUCGUCCAUCAGCAGCAUUCAGUCACCCAAAGAGCAGCAGCGUUCAGCGAAGGCUAUGUCAGUGUGGGAGCAGAGGACUAACCAGCUUAGGAGACAUAACAUAAAAACGAGCAGCGAGGCCCUGUACAACGAGCUCGACCCUGAUGACCGCCUAUUGAUGUCCAGCGCCCUUCAUCUGCACCCCGACAUGAAGACUCACCUGGACAGGCCCCUUAGGGUGGAGUCCAAGAAUGGAGACAAAUCCAGCAGGGCCCCCGAGGGAGGGUGGGAGGAGGCAGGGGAUCUCCGGCAGGAUGACAACUUCCACACACACUCCAGGAAGCAUCACCGCCACCACGACAGUAGCGGGGAGAGCAGAGAUGAAGGAGAUGUCCGGGGAGGGAGGCACCACACCCAUCACAGCAGGAGCAGAGAUCACAAUGCUGAUGGUCCACAGACAAAAGAGAGGAGAGGGGAGAUGAGUCACAACCGCAAUGGAGGGCAGGGGCACAGGCACCACCACCACCAGACCGGCUCCCCUGAGGAGGAAAAUAAUGACCUGCAGGGAGGAGGACGAGGAGGAGGAGAUAAUAAGGGGCAUCACCACCAUCACUCACAUCGUCCACCUAAAGAGGGGAAUGGGAUGUUGGCAAAUGGUGCACAGUCAGAGCAAAGGGGUAGAGGGGGAGGUGGAGGAGAUAGUAAUGGAGAGAGGAAGGACCGAUGCUCUCGUACGGGCAGAGCUCAGACAGCUCUGGGUGGAGAUGACUCUAAGAGGAACAAGAACGGAAACAGAGGUUACAGGGAGAUGGAGCCAGAUGCUGAGGAGGAGAGCUUUACCUGCAGUCCUCAGCAGCCUACAGAGGAUGUUGACAACCAGAAGAACUCCACUAGGGCCAGCCAGGCUGGCCUCAACAGCAAUGCUAUCCACAUUCCUGUCACCAUCACUGCCCCGCCUGGAGAAACCACCAUCAUACCCAUGAACAACAUCGACUGUGACAACCUGCAGCUCAGUGAGGAGAAGAAAGAUCUGGAAGAGGACGAGGCAGCUAAUGGGCCUCGGCAGAUCCUUCCCUACAGCUCAAUGUUCAUCUUCGGCCAAACAAACCCGGUGCGACGGCUGUGUCACUAUGUGGUCAACCUACGCUACUUUGAAAUGUGCAUCCUGACGGUCAUUACCAUGAGCAGCAUCGCCCUGGCAGCUGAGGACCCCGUGCAAGCCAAUGCGACGCGCAACGAUGUUCUCAAGUACCUGGAUUAUGUCUUCACUGGAGUCUUCACCUUUGAGAUGGUGAUUAAGAUGAUUGACCUGGGACUGCUUCUCCACCCUGGCUCUUAUUUCCGUGACCUGUGGAAUAUUCUGGACUUCAUCGUGGUCAGCGGAGCUCUGGUGGCCUUUGCCUGCUCGAGCCUUAUGGGAUCGCAACAAAGCGUGGCCAGGUGGGAAUUAGGGACAAAAGGCAAGGACAUCAACACUAUCAAGUCCCUGAGGGUCCUCCGGGUCCUGCGGCCACUCAAGACCAUUAAACGGCUGCCCAAACUGAAGGCUGUAUUCGACUGCGUUGUAAACUCUCUGAAGAACGUCCUCAACAUCCUCAUCGUCUACAUCCUCUUCAUGUUCAUCUUUGCUGUGAUUGCUGUUCAGCUCUUUAAGGGGAAAUUUUUCUACUGCAGUGACGAGUCCAAGACCCUGGAGAAAGACUGCAGGGGUCAGUUUUUGGACUACGACAGGGAUGAAGUAACGGCGAAGCCCAGAGUAUGGAAGAAGUAUGAGUUUCACUAUGAUAACGUGCUGUGGGCUUUUCUAACACUCUUCACCGUCUCCACUGGAGAGGGCUGGCCAGUUGUUCUGAAGCACUCUGUGGAUGCCACAUAUGAGGACCAGGGCCCCAGUCCAGGCUUUCGCAUGGAGACAUCUAUCUUUUAUGUGGUCUACUUUGUGGUGUUUCCUUUCUUCUUUGUCAACAUAUUCGUAGCUUUGAUCAUCAUAACUUUUCAGGAGCAGGGAGACAAGGCCAUGUCGGAAUGUACAUUGGAAAAGAAUGAGAGGGCUUGUAUUGACUUUGCCAUCAAUGCCAAGCCGCUGACGAGAUACAUGCCAGAGAACAAGCAGUCCUUCCAGUACAAAAUGUGGAAAUUUGUGGUGUCGUCUCCUUUUGAGUAUGCCAUCAUGACUUUGAUCGCCCUCAACACCGUCGUGCUGAUGAUGAAGUUCUAUGGCGCUCCAGAUGUGUACGAGUCCAUGCUGAAAUACUUAAACAUCGUCUUCACGGGCCUCUUCACACUCGAGUGCAUCCUCAAAAUUAUUGCCUUCAAUCCACUGAACUACCUGAAAGAGCCCUGGAAUGUGUUUGACUUUGUGACUGUGAUUGGAAGCAUUACAGACAUUUUGUGCACAGAGAUAAAUAAAGAAAAAAUCAACCUGAGUUUCCUGAGGCUGUUCAGAGCAGCUCGUCUCAUCAAGCUUCUGCGACAAGGCUACACUAUUCGCAUCCUGCUGUGGACAUUCGUUCAGUCGUUCAAGGCCCUGCCAUAUGUCUGCCUACUCAUUGCCAUGCUGUUCUUUAUCUACGCCAUCAUAGGAAUGCAGGUGUUUGGUAACAUUGAGCUGAAUGAGGAGAACGCCAUAAACCACCACAACAACUUCCAGACCUUUUUCCAGGCCUUGACCCUUCUCUUCAGGAGCGCAACAGGCGAGGCGUGGCAUGAGAUCAUGCUAGCAUGCCUCAGUAACCGGCCGUGCGAUAAGCUCUCGGGAACUGCAGGAGACGAGUGUGGCAGUGACUUUGCCUAUUUCUACUUUGUCUCCUUCAUCUUCCUCUGCUCCUUUCUGAUGUUGAACCUCUUUGUUGCGGUCAUCAUGGACAAUUUUGAGUACCUUACCAGGGACGCCUCCAUCCUGGGGCCUCAUCACCUUGAUGAAUUCAUACGUGUGUGGGCAGAGUAUGACCCUGCUGCUUGCGGGAGAAUAUGCUAUCGGGAUAUGUACAAAUUGUUGCAUUUUAUCUCGCCUCCUCUGGGCCUGGGGAAGAAGUGCCCCAGCAGGGUGGCUUAUAAGCGAUUGGUGAAGAUGAACAUGCCAAUUGCAGAUGACAACACAGUGCAUUUCACCUCCACCCUGAUGGCCUUGAUUCGCACAGCCCUGGAGAUCAAGCUGGCAUCUGGCUUGCUGGCACAGCGUUUGUGCGAUGCUGACCUGAAGAGGGAAAUAAACCGAGUGUGGCCCAACUUGUCACAGAAGACCAUGGACCUGCUGGUGACGCCGCAUAAAUAUAACGAGCUGACUGUGGGGAAAGUCUAUGCGGCUCUAAUGAUCUACGACUUCUAUAAGCAGAAUCGUGCUAAGAGACUCCAGCAGCAGAAUUCUUCAGAUGGACCUCAGAGUAAAUUGGGGUCCUUGUUCCGUCCUGUACUGCCAUUCACUCACAUACAGGAAAUAGAACCACCGUUCUCCAGGCCCAAACAAGUCCUCUCACCUGAGCCUGAAAAGAAACCAGAGGCCUCGACAGCUACCAACACCAACACCUUGAUUAACAAGGACACAAUACUCAACCACAGGACUGCCAUAAAACAUUCCCAGUCUGGAGAUGUUUCUCAGGCUUCACAGAGGCCCAAAAGUCGAAGAAAGCUGCAGAGAGGCCAGUCGGAGGAUGUGCAAAAUUUAACAAGACCUCAGGAACAGGUUGAACUGAAGCAGGUGGAGAACACUUCAGAUGCAGAGGCAUAUCCCAGCCUGGAAGGUCACUGCAGAGCAGCCUCUCUUCCCCGACUAAAUGCUGAAUACUACCGGAGCCACCCUCGCCACGCCCCUGGGACCCACCUGGCACCAAUUGUGGACCUCAGUCCUAUAAAGCGCUCAGCAUCCUCGCUGACACCACAGCACUAUUACCAGGAUGUCGGGCUGAAGGACUAUGACCUGGAACGCCCCGGUCAGGCUCAGUCCUCUGGAGGGAUGGGCCAGGUCCAGGGCCAAGACAGAGCCCACCACCAUCACCACCAUCACCGCUGCCAUAGACGCAGGGAUAAGGACAAAGACAAGAAGCAGAAGUCUCUGGAUAGAGCUGCAUCAGUGCAGCCAUCCAGCACCGUUGAUUCAUUUACCGACCCCUCAGCUGAAGGACUGUCCAGAGAGCGAGCAAGGGAACGGGACCGCAGUCGGCCUCAUGAGAGGAGGCACCACUCCUCAGCGGGAGAGAAGCAGCGCUACUAUUCCUGUGAGCGUUACGGCAGCAGAGAGCAGAGCCACACCAAGUCAGCUGGUCCCAGCCGAUCCACGUCUCCAGGAGAGGGACAGGACUCUGGUUUCCUCAGACAGCAUGGUGGCAGUGUGGUUAAAUCUGGCCACGGGACACUUCCAUCUGGUUCAAGCACACCGGGUCGUGGUCGCAGGCAGCUCCCCCAGACGCCCCUCACCCCUCGUCCCGCUGUGGCCUACAAGACUACCAACCCCUCCAAUCUCCCAUCCAGUGCCAUCAUGGCUACAACAGGGCACCAGACUCGCUUCAGCCGUGGUCUUUCAGAGCAUGAUCGCUUACUCGGAGCCCACGAGGAGUCCCCAAUACCAAUUACUCGAAUUGGGUCUGACCCUAAUUUAAACCGGCAGCAGCAGGACUCGUCUCAGAAGGCUCUCCUUGAUGAGGAGGACUUCCAGGAUGCUUUAAGCAGCCAAGGAGGAGGCCGCUCUGCCAGAACUGCUGCCUCCUCUACAGCCUCCGCAUCUCACCCAACUACUGCUACACCCGUCACAGCACCCACCACACAGGGCCGAGCAGUGGUCAUGCCUAAUGGGUACCACUUCACUCUUGGGGUCAACUCUUCGUCUGGGCCUGGGAAUAGAGGAGCAGGAAGUCUCAGGGAGAGGGAGGAGGAUGACUGGUGCUAACGUGGCAGAAAAUCUUAGAAAGCCUGCUGUUAGCUAGAAUGGGGCAGCUCAUGAGUGCUGCUCAGCGCUCAGGUCAGGAGCUGGUACAACAGGAGGCCAGGCGACUGAUACAGAAGAAAACACGAUGAGGGAAAGUCAGUGGAAAGCGCUCUGAGAGGGGAUCAGAAAUAAUUACAGCUUUUUAGUGUUACUGUCUUUUUAAUAUAUCAACCACUUUCAAGAGAAAAACACUGACUUUUUCUAACCCCUUUACUUGCACUGGAAUUAGCGCACAUGUGGAGGCUCUCAAGUAUUUUGCCUUGGCCAGUAUAUUCAGUGGAGAAGAAGACAAAAGCCAAAAUAUCCCUGUUGUUUGUGCUUUAGACUGAUGCUCAUCCCCGGCAUUGAUAUGACUGCCCACACCACACUUUUUAUUGCUGUAUGUCUUAUUUUGUUACCAAAUUUCUCUCUCUUGCUUUCUCCUGGUUUGUUUCUUUAUUGUAUUGCAGCACAUCUUUACCAGAGCAGAUUAGGAAAGCUUUUUGUUUUUAAUGUAUGUCUUAAAAUUCUGUCAGAACACCCAGUAAACACAAGAGUCACACAAUGACUUAAGAUAAGACCAGAGUUGAGUUUUUAGAAUCCCACUUUUGUAAAAUCUCCCAGAUGUAAUUUUGUGAGAGCACAUAGGGACUAGAACAACUCGUUUUUGACAUUAAGUGGCUAACUACUAAGUGCCUCUUUUACCACAAUGUAUUAAAAUGGAGCCUGACUUUGGGUCAGUGGAGGUUGGGUGUAGCUAAAAAAACGCAAAAGCAAAAACAAAAAAAACGUGGUCAGAACAAAACUUGUGUUUGAAUCUGGGCUGAAAGCAAAAAAUCAAAAACAAAACAAAACAUUUCUUUUGUGAUGAAUCUUUUCGUAGGAAGAUUAAAAUUAGAGAUCCAAAGUGUAGUGCAUGCCAGGGUUGUCAAAAUAGUGUCUGUACUUUUGCCUGAGGGUGUGUGGUAAGCAUUUGCCUUUCUCUUUCAGAUAUACUGCCAGACAUUUGGUAGAAAACAUUCUCUAAAUGAGGGGAAAAGUGCCAUUUUUUUUAUGAUUUUCUGAACAUGAAUCUCACAUCCAGACAAAUCUGCCUCCUCAAGCAAAUCCCUUCUUGGCCAUAUUUGCCCAAAUUUCACGGGUUUCCUAUCUUCUAAUCUUUCCUCAGACAAAGUUUUGCGUGAGGGUACCUGUGUGCGUAUUUAUAGGUACAAUAAAGAGUUGUGUUGUUGCUGCUGACUGUUGACUUAAAGUAGGGCUAUGCAACAAGACGACACUUCAUCCGCCCUGUAGCUUUACCCUCUGGAAACUCCAGAUUCAGGCUUUAGUGUGACUGUGACCAAAUUUUACAUUCAUGUGUGAGGAGCUGUAAAUUGUAAAUGUAUCAUAUGUGUACAGUUAACUGACAACACACACUAAAGGCACGAAUGGUAUCCAAGUGGAUAUAAGUGAAUUCACAGGGCAUUUUUGAGGUUUGCAAGUUGACUGCACGACGCCUACUCAGAUAGAACCAC